CACUUCCUUCGUCUGUAUAUGCAGACUGAGGCCAGUGAGUAAGAGGCGCCUCCGCCUUUGGUUGCUGUGCUGCGGCAGUCAGCCGGUUCCUGAGUCACUGCGCGAAGUUGGUUCAGUCAUUAGUCCGAGCUAGCUGGACAGUUAAGAUGGAUUUUUCCAAGCUUCCCAAAAUCCAUGAUGAAGACAGAGAGAAUGUCUUUGGCUACGUCUAUGGAGUUUCAGGACCUGUUGUCACUGCCUGCAACAUGGCAGGUGCAGCUAUGUAUGAAUUAGUACGAGUUGGCCACUGUGAACUUGUAGGAGAAAUUAUUCGAUUGGAGGGUGACAUGGCAACUCUCCAGGUGUAUGAAGAAACCUCUGGGGUUUCUGUUGGAGACCCUGUGCUUCGUACUGGUAAACCCCUCUCGGUGGAGCUUGGCCCUGGAAUCAUGGGAGCCAUAUUUGAUGGUAUUCAAAGGCCUCUGACAGAUAUCAGCACUCAGACACAAAGUAUUUACAUCCCCAGAGGAGUAAAUGUGACAGCUCUGAGCAGAGAUCUCAAAUGGGACUUCACACCUGUCAGAAACCUGCGGGUUGGCAGCCAUAUCACAGGUGGGGAUAUUUAUGGUCUUGUGAACGAGAACUCUCUUAUCAAACACAAGAUCAUGUUGCCCCCACGGAAUAGGGGGACAGUAACGUACAUUGCUCCACCGGGGAAUUAUGAUGCAUCUGAUGUUGUGUUGGAGCUGGAAUUUGAAGGUGUGAAAGAGAAAUUUACUAUGGUCCAGGUCUGGCCUGUACGGCAAAUCCGCCCUGUAACAGAAAAGUUACCUGCCAAUCACCCUCUCUUAACUGGUCAGAGAGUCCUUGAUGCACUCUUUCCGUGUGUUCAAGGAGGCACAACAGCUAUUCCCGGGGCUUUUGGCUGUGGAAAGACUGUGAUUUCUCAAUCUCUGUCGAAAUAUUCCAACAGUGAUGUUAUCAUCUAUGUAGGCUGUGGGGAACGUGGAAAUGAAAUGUCUGAAGUCCUCAGAGACUUCCCGGAGCUCACAAUGGAAGUUGAUGGCAAGGUCGAAAGCAUUAUGAAGAGAACUGCACUUGUAGCAAACACCUCCAACAUGCCUGUAGCUGCCAGGGAAGCUUCUAUCUACACUGGGAUUACCUUGUCUGAGUACUUCCGUGACAUGGGCUACCAUGUCAGUAUGAUGGCUGACUCCACAUCCCGAUGGGCAGAGGCCCUUCGAGAAAUUUCAGGGCGCCUUGCUGAAAUGCCUGCUGAUAGUGGUUAUCCAGCCUAUCUUGGUGCCCGCCUGGCCUCUUUCUAUGAACGGGCUGGCAGAGUGAAGUGCCUGGGGAACCCAGAGAGAGAAGGGAGUGUCAGCAUUGUUGGAGCUGUAUCUCCUCCUGGUGGUGACUUCUCUGAUCCAGUUACUUCUGCUACUCUGGGCAUUGUUCAGGUGUUCUGGGGCUUGGAUAAGAAGCUUGCUCAACGUAAACACUUCCCAUCUGUAAAUUGGCUGAUCAGUUACAGCAAGUACACACGUGCUCUGGAUGAAUACUAUGACAAGCACUUCCCAGAGUUUGUGCCGUUGAGGACAAAAGCAAAGGAGAUCCUGCAGGAAGAGGAGGAUCUUGCAGAGAUCGUACAGCUGGUGGGGAAGGCUUCCUUGGCAGAAACUGACAAAAUUACCUUGGAAGUUGCCAAGCUCAUUAAAGAUGACUUUCUGCAACAGAACGGCUAUUCUCCAUACGACAGGUUUUGCCCAUUUUUUAAGACGGUGGGGAUACUGUCCAACAUGAUUGCAUUUUAUGAUAUGGCACGUCGAGCAGUUGAGACUACUGCCCAGAGUGACAAUAAGAUUACCUGGGCCAUCAUCAGAGAGAACAUGAGUGAGAUUCUUUACCGACUGACAUCUAUGAAAUUCAAGGACCCUGUGAAAGAUGGGGAAGCAAAGAUCAAAGCAGACUAUGCCCAACUUUUUGAAGACAUGCAGAAUGCAUUCCGCGGUUUGGAAGACUAGAGCAGUGACUCUCCUGGAGCCCCACUUGAGUGUAUUCCUCAUCUCAGCUUUCUUGCUUUUCCAUUGAUAGAAGAUGUACACUUGACUGAAGAUUUACUUUUAACUUUAAAAACAUUCCUAUUUAGUUUGGUUGCUGUAUGUGUAAAUCUGAGCUUCAGAAUAUGAAGCAGGUUUUGCAAAGGCUCCUGCGAAGUUGGAAGGUAUCCUCUACUGGAUUUGACCUUUAGCUGAGUUUCUCUUUGGAAGAGAACCAAGAGGGUUCAGAGUUCAGCUCUUUUCUGGGAGGAAAAACGUACUGUUGUAUAGUUAUGGGUGGCGUAAGGGCACUUGAACCCAUGUUCCUGGUUUAGUGCUAUGCAUUUGAGGUAAUUCUGAUGCUUCAGAGAUAAGAUGUAUUUAUUGUUCUUUAAUGUUGCUGCUGCUACCCUGAAAAAUGAAGACUGGUUAAAAUACUUUGUUGCAAUACUCCUUCGGUAUCUUCAUGUUUCAGUGAGUGUAUUGAAAAUCUACAGGAUUGGAAUUGCUGUGCAAAGAGGAGUGUCCAAUAGCAACAUCUCUGCCCACCUCUUCUUAUCUGAGAAAAUACAAUUCGUUUUCUUUUAAUAUGGACUACAUUUGUUACAACCAUGGAUGCUUACAACUAGUUACAGGAAUAGUUCUCCCUCUUCCUAGACCGCCCCCCCCCCCGGUGGAAAUUCAGGCACAUCUGUAUAUGCAGCUUAAUUUUUUUCUAUGUGCAGAGCAUGGUGACCUGUGGACCAGGCAGCCAGUCCCCUCUUUUACCUCCUGUAUUAUGAGUUAGAGCAAAUCUGAGAGGGCGCAAAUGUUUACUUUGGCUCUUAGGAUUUUGUUUUUAUUUCAAUCACUGGAAUAGCUGGACAACAAAUCUUAGCUUUAUGGGGUAGGGAACUUUUGGCUGUCUAAAUCUUGUUGGACUCCAGCUCCCAUCCACCCCAGCUAGCAUGGCCAGUAGUCAUGGGUGAUGGGAGUUGUGGCCUAACAGCUGGAGGCCGUAAGUUUCCUAACUCUUUUAGGAGAAGAGAAUAUUGAUAGCCAGAGUUUUCAUUUUAUGGAAUGAUGUCUCUGGAAAGUAUGCCCCCGUCCCCAGUAUUGCCUCUAACUUGCAAGACAAGUGGGCAAUAUGUGUGUGGUGAGAUUUUCUUACCUUGGAGAAGUUAAUUAUUUUUCCUGUUGCUCAUGUUGUAAUCACAAUUUCAGGAAUGAGGAAGAGUCUCGGUAUUUACUGAUUAAACAGCUAGUGCCAUUGUGUCACUGCUGCAAAACAGAAGACCCUAGCAAAAAGCAGCUAUGUCCCUUCUGGAUCAGUUUCUUGCAGAAUUAUAAAUAGCUUAUUCUGAACAGCAGAAAGCCUACGAACUGGGUUGCAGAAUAACUAGAGUUGCUGGUGCCAUCUUGUACAAGAGAAAUGCUCCAUAUCCCUCCCGCCCCCCAAAAAAUCAAAUGCAUUUUGUAAUGGGGUUUCUUGAACUGUGAGACUAAAGCUGCUGUUUCCAGAUGUCACACCAGAAACAUUCUGGGUUCCCCAUCUCCAGACUGCAUCUGUCUUCAAUUAAGUUAAAACUGAACUGGAUCAUAAAUUUUUUGGUUCUGCAUUGAGUGUUAAUUUCCACUGUGUUAUGAAGAGUGGUGUAUGAAUUAGUGCAAAGCCCUCUUUUGCUGAAAACUUUUGACUUGUACCGUGAUGUAGCAUUUUAUGCCUAUGAAACUUGUAACUACUUUAAGAGGAUGCUGUAAAAUUUUACAAAAGAUAUCUAAAAUAAAGAUGUCUAUUGUGCUGUACCUAC
Rhineura floridana is the source of this 3805-nucleotide messenger RNA. RefSeq names its product ATPase H+ transporting V1 subunit A (gene ATP6V1A). NCBI's taxonomy places the organism in Eukaryota, Metazoa, Chordata, Lepidosauria, Squamata, Rhineuridae. Gene Ontology annotation, biological process: ATP metabolic process; proton transmembrane transport. The coding region runs from base 147 to 2000 and encodes 617 amino acids. The record is from RefSeq and is a predicted model, not a curated record. Gene Ontology annotation, cellular component: proton-transporting V-type ATPase, V1 domain; lysosomal membrane. Gene Ontology annotation, molecular function: ATP binding; ATP hydrolysis activity; proton-transporting ATPase activity, rotational mechanism. The transcript is spliced from 15 exons.